Molecule: messenger RNA, 1885 nt
Organism: Aplosporella prunicola CBS 121167
Lineage: Eukaryota; Fungi; Ascomycota; Dothideomycetes; Botryosphaeriales; Aplosporellaceae
Exons: 3
Coding region: 1-1569 (522 amino acids)
Source: RefSeq, a predicted model, not a curated record
AUGGCCUCCGCUGACACCGGCACUCCUGCUCCAGCCCAGCCUGCCGCUCUGCCAGACUACCUCACCGAUCCUGAUGCCGUCCUGAGGGACAAGGAGGUGAAGUGGAGAUAUGGCCGCGCGCCUGAUUACACAAAGACGCGUAAGGUCUUUGCAGAGACCAAGAAAAUGAACCACGAAGCUGGCAGCCUGCCACAACUCGUGGAAAACCUUGUCAAGAACUGGGAAGUUGAAGCAUCUUUCAAACCGCACUUGGAGGAUUGGAGGUCCAUCGAUGCUCCCAAUUACUCAUUCGCCAUCAACGGCGGACCUCCCCAGACUGCUGAGCACAUGCUCAAGGUCGGGACCUACAACGCUAUCAUUGCACCCAACGAGUAUUACAGCCCAGUGAACUCGGACUUUGCUUCCAGUCAUAAAACGUUCAAGAGAAUGAUGCCAUCCUUUGCAUGGGAAGUUCUUGAGGUCUACAGUGGUCCACCUCAUGUGUCGUUCAGGUGGCGCCAUUGGGGUACCAUGAAGAACGACUACGUCGGAUUCAACGACAAAGACGAGAAGGUGACAGCCAAGGCUCACGGUGGUCCAAUCGACAUUCAAGGCGUGACGGUAGCGACGGUUGACGAUAAAAUCAGGUUGCAGAGGGUUGAGACCUGGUUCGAUCCAAUGGAUAUGUUCCGGCAGAUUGCUCCUCAAGGUGUUGUCAACAAAGAACCUGUUGCCCGAAAGAGCACAAGCACGAGUGCAAGCGAGUCUGCAUCCACUGCGACCCCGAACUUGGGCCCCGAACAAAGCGAACCAGCCGACACUCUACAUCCAGUGCCAUACCAAGCACUUGACGCAAAGCCGGUAAAGCUUUCUCAGCUAGACGGUACAGCUCUCGAGCCUGUUGGACAGCAGUCGAUCUCUGAUGCGCAGGCGGAAGCGCUUCCUCCUGCCUCCCACAAGCCCAAUGACGUUCAGGAUGCCGAUGGAAACUGGCUCCCCUCGCACUCAGGACGACAGACUGAUGAGCAGGGAUUGGACACGAACGUGGAACCUGACGAUGAUAAAGGACACAAAACGGCCGAGACAGGGACACAUAAAUCAAAGCCAUUGCCGGGCCAUGUACAUGAACCAGAGGAGCAUGACCAAGAAGCCGAGAUGUGGCAUGAAGCGGAGGCAACAAUGAGCUCGUUUGACGUUCUACCACCUGUUGGCUGUGAACCCGAAAAGUUCCAUGAUGCACUCGAAGGUGAGAGAGCCCUCUCAAUUGGUAGUUCGGAGGCCGAAAGCUGGACCAACGUUACCCCCCCUGCCUCAGAGCCCGUCACGCCGCGCAAGUCGAUAUAUUCAUCUGGGGUCACUGGCGCUGUUGAGCAUGAGCGGACAGACGGGGCAGCCGCAUCUCCGCAGAGCUUUUCCGGAUGCCCUGUUAAUCACGUCCAUCCUCACCCAAAAGAUAUAGAGAAGGCUGUUGAGCCCCAACCUGGAGAGGCCAUUGCCACCUCUCCGGACAGCGAAGAAACUCGAUUGACUCAUCUUGAAAUGAGCAAGAUCACACCCACGGAAUGUCCGUUCCUCUUGAACAGGGAGUAAGGUUCCUCAUGAUUCCAUUCCAGGACACUAUGGCAUCACUGGAUUGCUCUUGCGCGUACCUCUGGAGAGGUUUCUCGGUUCCCAAAGAAUGCACUGGCGUUAACCAUUCCUUGAAUUUGUACUUUAACCUCUUUUCUGGCGCAUGUGGGCGGCAUUUAGCUUCUUUCACCUCGGGACUUACCUUUACAUUGCUUUACUGCUAGCCCAUCAAGGCAAGCUUCCCAUAUGCUUCUAUUGCAAGUGGGCUCGAUCUCGAGUUUACCAGCAACUCGACGGAUUCUCUAGUUUACCUGAUGCCAUGGUAGUCAGAAAUUGC